AUGUCUGCGGCCACCAAGGCCGCGUGGCGCGAGCCUACUAAAGAGGACAAACCUCCCAAGGAUGCUGACCUGCAAACGGCGUGGAACUUUCUCAAGAAUGGUGUCGAGCACAUCAUGACGCGCCUGCAGUUAGGCAUGUCCUACCAGUACUACAUCAUCCUGUAUACGACCAUCUACGACUACUGCACCGUCUCGAGCCGCGGCGGCGUCAGCCUCACGGCCAAGGGCGGCGCGAGCUUACAGGGUGCAGACUUGUACAAGAAGCUCAACGCGUUCCUCACCGACCACUGCCGUCAGAUGCGCGAGGAAGGCGAACGUCUCUCGGACAUCGAGUUGAUCAAGUACUACGCGCGUCAGUGGGAGCGGUACACCACCGGGGCUGGGUACCUUCACAAGCUGUUCAACUACCUGAACAAGCACUGGGUCAAGCGCGAAAAGGACGAGGGGAGGAAGGAGGUUUACACUGUGUACACUCUUGCCCUCGUGGCCUGGAAGAAGAACUUCUUCAAGUACAUCCAGAAGAGCGGCUCUGAGCCGUCGCGCCUCACACAGGCGGUGCUCAAGCAGAUUGAGCUGCAGCGCAACGGCGAGACGAUCGACAACUCGCUACUGAAGAAGGUCAUCGAGAGCUACGUCGCUCUCGGCAUCGACGACGCCGACGUGCAGCGCGAGAACCUCGACGUCUACGCGGACUGCUUCCAGAAGUACUUCAUCGAGGCGACACGUAAGUACUACGCGCAGGAGUCGGCUGCGUUCGUCUCCAACAACUCGGUGCCCGACUACAUGAAGAAGGCCGAGGACCGCUUGAAGGACGAGCAGGACCGCAUCAACCUCUACCUGCACGACUCUACACGGCGCGAGCUCAAGGUGACUUGCGAGCAGGCCCUUAUCAAGGCACACGAGAAGAUCAUGCAGGACGAGUUCCAGCCUCUGCUCGAGGCUGACCGCGAGGCCGACUUAGGCCGCAUGUACGGCCUCCUCCUGCGCGUCAACGCUCUCGACUUGCUGCGUACCAAGUUCGAGGAGCACGUCAAGAAGGCUGGUCUUGCCGCAAUCGAGCGCGUCAUCCCCGCGCCGGGAGCAGUCAACGAGGCGGGCAAGCCUGAGGUCUUAGACCCCAAGGCGUACAUCGAGGCACUUCUCUCGGUACACAGCAAGUUCCACGAGAUCUUGGACGGGCCUUUCCACUCCGAAAUCGGAUUCAACGCGUCCCUCGACAAGGCGUGCAGCGACUUCACCAACUCGAACUCGGUUGCCAAGACGGCGACCAAGUCGCCCGAGCUCCUCGCCUCGUACUGCGACCAGCUUCUCAAGAAGAGCAACCGCGACAUUGACCCCGAGGCGCUCGAGGGUUCGCUCACCAAGGCCAUGAUCAUCUUUAAGUUCAUUGACGACAAGGACGUGUUCCAGAAGUUCUACCAGAAGAAGCUCGCGCAGCGUCUGGUCAACUCGAUGUCGGCGUCCGACGACUCUGAAGGGUCGAUGAUCUCCAAGCUCAAGGAGGUCUGCGGCUACGACUACACGACCAAGCUCACUAGGAUGUUCAGCGACGUCAGCGUCGGUCGCGACCUCACGGAGAAGUUCAAGGAAAAGGAGCGGCGCGAGGGACAGGGCGACGACCUCGACUUCUCUAUCAUGGUCCUUGGUACCACGUUCUGGCCUCUUGCACCACAGCAAACCGACUACGCCGUCCCGCGCGAGAUCCAGCGCACGCACGAGCGGUUCACCAAGUUCUAUAACGACGUCCACUCUGGCCGCAAGCUUACGUGGCUGUGGCACGUGUCGAAGAACGAGCUCCGCACGACGUACCUCCAGCAGAAGUAUAUCUUCAUGACGUCCGCGUACCAGAUGGCGAUCCUUACGCAGUUCAACGAGAACGACUCGCUCUCUUACAAGGAGCUCGCGGACGGCACCAAGAUUGACGACAAGAUUCUCAGACCCCAGCUCAACCUCUUGGUCAAGGCCAAGGUGCUGCUGAACGACGGCGACACGUACGACCUGAACCUCAACUUCCGCUCCAAGAAGAUCCGCGUGCAGCUUAACCACCCCGUCAAGGCGGAGCAGAAGGCCGAGGCGACCGAGGUACUCCAGGCCGUCGACGAGGACCGCAAGUUUGUGUACCAGGCGACGAUCGUCCGCAUCAUGAAGGCGCGUAAGACGAUGAAGCACCAGGGCCUCAUCCAGGAGGUUGCGCAGAGUAUCUCGACCAAGUUUACACCCAAGGUCUCGGAGAUUAAGAAGGCAAUCGACUACCUCAUCGACAAGGAGUACCUCGAGCGUGGCGACACGAAGGACACCUACAACUACCUGGCCUAA
Molecule: messenger RNA, 2316 nt
Organism: Cutaneotrichosporon cavernicola
Lineage: Eukaryota; Fungi; Basidiomycota; Tremellomycetes; Trichosporonales; Trichosporonaceae
Gene: CDC53
Exons: 11
Coding region: 1-2316 (771 amino acids)
Biological process (GO): protein ubiquitination; SCF-dependent proteasomal ubiquitin-dependent protein catabolic process
Cellular component (GO): SCF ubiquitin ligase complex
Molecular function (GO): ubiquitin protein ligase binding; protein-macromolecule adaptor activity
Source: RefSeq, a predicted model, not a curated record